Thamnophis elegans (Western terrestrial garter snake) is the source of this 2876-nucleotide messenger RNA. It is a transcript of the gene POLK, whose product is annotated as DNA polymerase kappa. Bases 361 to 2847 code for a protein of 828 amino acids. The record is from RefSeq and is a predicted model, not a curated record. The transcript is spliced from 16 exons. Lineage: Eukaryota; Metazoa; Chordata; Lepidosauria; Squamata; Natricidae. Gene Ontology annotation, cellular component: nucleus. Gene Ontology annotation, molecular function: DNA-directed DNA polymerase activity; damaged DNA binding. Gene Ontology annotation, biological process: error-prone translesion synthesis.
CAGGCCGGCGCCGCCCCCGGGCGGUGGGCACCCGCGAGGUGACUCAACGUCAGGCUCUCUCCGUUGCCUGCCAGAGCUUCUUUCGCGGAAGGUGCCGCCCUGGCCCCUAAAUGCCUUCACAACCCCCCCACCAUUGGGGGGGGAGAGAAACUGCCCCCCCCAGCAGCUCAGGAUUCUAAUUCCAAGUGGUGUCAGAUGUGAUGCAGUAAAAAUGAACAGUCAUGAAUGAAAAAUACUAGCCCAGAUAAAUGUCAAUCUGACAUUAAAGUUUUGGGCUAUUUCAUGCAAAUUGUUGUUGGGAUUUCUGCUUAAUCAAAUCACAGGGUAAUAACUGAGAAACUGUUUGCCUGGGGUUGUACAAUGGAAAAUGCAGACCAAGAUAAUGCCUCUUCUAGAGAAGGGUUACUUCUUAGGAUGGGUCUUAAUGAUAACAAAGCUGGAAUGCAAGGGCUGAAUAAAGAGAAGAUCAACAAAAUCAUAAUGGAAGCCUCCAAGGGUUCUAGAUUUUAUGAAAAUGAACUUAAGAAAGACCAACAGGUUAAUAAACGGAUUGAAAAAAUGCUGAAACUAAAAAGUAAAAUUACAGAACAACAGAUUUUGAAAGCACAAUUGCAGAUGGAUAAACUUGCAAUGGAAUUGGAUCAGAAUCGUGACCUUAGUUGUACUAUUGUACACAUUGACAUGGAUGCCUUUUAUGCAGCUGUAGAAAUGAGAGACAAUCCUGAAUUAAGGGACAAGCCCAUAGCAGUGGGUUCACUGAGUAUGCUGUCCACUUCAAAUUACCAUGCUAGAAGAUAUGGGGUACGUGCAGCUAUGCCUGGAUUUAUUGCAAAGAAACUUUGUCCACAUCUUACUAUAGUACCAUUAAACUUUAAGAAAUAUGAAGAAGUAAGUAAACAGGUUAGGGAAAUACUAGCUGAAUAUGAUCCUCAAUUCAUGCCCAUGGGCCUGGAUGAAGCCUACUUGAACAUAACAGAGUACUUAGAAGAACGGAACCACUGCUCUCAAAGAAAACAUCUCAAUACAUCCAGGUUAGGUCUAAAUGGAAAACAAAAUGAAUCAAACUUGAGUGAAGAUGUGCAUUCCUGUUCACCAGUAUUGUUUGACAGUGACACUCUGAUUGAUAAGCAGACUAUUCAGCCAUCUUUGCCCUUAGAAGAACAGCAAUGUCAACAGUCAAGUGUUCAGUUAAAGUCAGUUGUCUUGGAAACAUCAGCUGAGGAAGUUGUAAAUGAAAUUCGUUUGAGAAUUCAACAAAAAACUGGGAUGACUGCUAGCGCUGGCAUUGCUCCAAACAUGAUGUUGGCAAAAAUGUGCAGUGAUAAAAAUAAACCUAAUGGCCAAUAUAGAAUCCCUCCAGAAAGAGAUGCUGUGAUGGACUUCAUCAAAAAUUUAGCUAUUAGAAAGGUACCAGGCAUAGGAAAAGUAACAGAGAAGAUGCUAAAGGCUUUGGAAAUAGAGACCUGCACAGAACUGUACCAGCAGAGGGCUCUGAUUUCUCUUCUAUUUUCUGAAACAUCCAGCCAUAAUUUUCUUGAAAUCUCUCUUGGUUUGGGUUCCACACAUUUGGAAAGGGACGGGGAAAGAAAAAGUAUGAGUACAGAAAGGACGUUUAAUGAAAUAAGUGCAUCAGAACAAUACAGGUUAUGUCAAGAACUCUGCAGUGAUCUUGCUCAGGAUUUGACAAAGGAAGGACUUAAAGCUAGAACCAUAACUUUAAAACUGAAGAACGUGAACUUUGAAGUGAAAACAAGAGCUAAUACAGUACUUUGUGCAGUUUCUACUGAAGAUGAAAUAUUUGCUAUUGCUAAAGAUUUACUUAAAUCAGAAAUGGAGAUUGUGGCCCCAGAACCUCUACGUUUAAGAUUAAUGGGUGUAAGAGCAUCAGGUUUUUUAACUGAAGAAGAAAAAAAAUACCAUCAGAAGAGCAUUGUUAAUUUCUUAGGACCAGGAAAACAAGCCUGUGCCUUUAAGAAAGCUGUCAACAUUUUCCCAAAAGCAUCUGAAGGAGAAAGCUUUUUCAAUAAAAAGAGAGCUACACGACAACAAACCAAUCAAGGGGUAUUUUUAAAUGAAACUUCAAACAAGAAGAGUCUACAAAAUACAAUGUCAACAAUAGCUUCAGGAGAUCAAAGAAAGGAUGAGGAACAUCAGAUCUUUAUUUGCCCUAUUUGCUUUGAGGAGCAGCAAGAUAGCACUUUAGAAACAUUUAAUAGACAUAUUGAUAUGUGCCUUAGUGGAACAAAAGAAAAAGAAAAUGCAGAAAUUAUUGAUAAUAGCAAAUCAUGGAAAAAUGAUCCUCCUGUGGAUAUGGAAAAAAAAGAAGAGAUACAAAUUAAAAUAAGUAAACCACCAGUGAAUGAACAGUCAACCAAUAUAGCCGAUUGUGGUUCUGCAAAUAGCAAAGAUGUUUCAUCUAAAUGCCUAGUUCAUAAACAGAAUGAGAAUGGAUGUGGUCCUUCUAAUGCUUCGGUAUCUGAAAUGCAUGCUAAGGAUGAUUUUUUAAUAGAUAAAGAAGCCUUGUUAAUAGAUAAAGAAGAGUCAAAUUGUUCAGGAAGUAAUUUGCAAAGUUUUUCUGGCAUUAAUGAAAAUGUUUUUGUUUGUCCAGUUUGCAACAUAGAACAAAAAACAAAUGAUCUUGCCUUGUUCAAUAGGCACGUGGAUAUUUGUUUAAACAAAGGCAUUAUCGAACAGUUGACAGAAAAAUCAGAAAUCUUAGAUAGAGGACAAUAUAACACACACCUUUCAGCAGGAACAAAAAGAUCUGGAACAAUAAUUCCCCAGUCAACAUCCAAAAAAGUCAAGUCAAGCAAUCCUAAGUGCACCAUAGAAUCAUUUUUCAAAUGAACACAAUGAAUUAAUUUAAUUAUUGUUAU